AUGACAUUUGACAGUUUGUGGAAUUUUGAUGACGGAAAGAAAAAGGUUAUAUACAGAAAAAGAGGGAAUAGGCUGAUUAUGUUUAAUUUACUGCAAAAAUAAAUAAAUAAUAAAUAAAGUGUUCAUAAAUUUGUUACUUUAUAUAUUAAGAAAAUAUUAAUAUCACUAGUUGUGGAAUCUGUGAAAGGAAAAAAUAGCAACGUGUCCUAGGUUAGGCCGUUGGGGAAUCAUGUUAUUAUUGGCGUAACAUGAGUGAAAGAAAAAUGUGCAAGUUCUAUAAUUUGAAUGUACCUGACCGCCGCCCCGGGGAGACCCCAAACCAGAACAAUGAUAACAACGAUGACGAUCGCAACUCAGAUCAUCCACUGGAGCCCUACGUGCCUCCACACCACCACAAACUGGAGUACAGCUACUGGAUGUGGUUCUCGCGUAGGCCGCCCGCCCGAGAGCUCUCCGCCUCCACCACUGGUUAUGGACAGGCGCUUCGCAUGGUGGGUCGCAUAGCGUCGGUGGAGCAGUGGUGGGGGCUGUACCUGCACCUCACGCGGCCGGCCGAGCUGCCGCCGCUGUCCGACCUGCACCUCUUCAAGCUGGGCAUCAAGCCCAUGUGGGAGGACCCUGCCAACGUCAACGGCGGCAAGUGGGUGGUAAGGCUGCGCAAGGCGCAGACAGGGCGAGCCUGGGAGGACCUGUGCAUGGCAAUGAUCGGCGAGCAGUUCAUGGUGGGCGAGGAGAUGUGUGGCAUUGUGUUGUCCAUUCGCUUUCAGGAGGACCACCUCGCAGUGUGGCACCGCACGGCGGCGGACGCGGACGCGAAAGCGCGCGUCCGCGACACGCUGCGACGCGUUCUACUACUCCCCGCCUCUGUGCCCCUCGAGUACAAAGCCCACGGCGACUGCCUGCGCGCGUCCGCCAACCACAACCCCCACAACCACAACCACCAGCCGCACGCCUCCCACAACCCUUUCCUCCACAACGCGACCGGCGCGACCAACGCGCACUCCAGCGCGACUAACGCGCACUCCAGCGCGACCAACGCGCACUCCAGCGCGACCAACGCGUACAACAGCGCGCCGCGCGCCGCUGACGAGCGCUCCUAGCGCCCGCAGCGUCCCCCACACAUGCGCUAACGUGUCCAAACUUGCACCUUGAUUUUAUACACCCACUAUCUAAACUAACUUUACCUAGGUAUUUGAAAUUUUGAAGUAUUGCCACUCGAACUCAAAGCAUUUAUUCAAAAUGGGUACCAUCACAUACACUUUUUAACUGUCGAAAUUGUUGGAUUUGUUUAAUAAUGAUGUAAUGUUGAUGAAAUAUUUAAAAGUACCUUACUAGUACAGAAGGUCCAGGCUGCCAAGAUGUUGCAAGACUCUUGUAAUGAGGCAAUAAUGUGGAAUUUAGCUCCAGUUUAGUUUAAAAUUAACAAUUCUUCUCUUUCUAUAGCGUGAACUCUCUUUCUCUCUUAUGAGAUAAGACUUACGCGGGAGCCGUCGAAAAGGAGCACAGCUGUAUGUAUUAUUCUCGAGUCACGUGACCAAUUGAGCCUGAUAAAACUUUAGACGAUUUUAGACUUGAAAGUAACUUAGAUCCUUUUACGAAAGGAAGUAACGUUCUUUCGACGAAAAUGGUUGCCCAAAACAAACAGCUGUUUCGAGGUCACCAGCUUUUAUCUAAUGGUACCAAGCAUAAUAGCAAGUGUGCAUAGUAAAAAUAGUCCUAAGAGUAUAGAGUUGUUUUGAGAUUUAUAAAAAGAAAACCUGUUGCACACAGCAUUUAAAAAUGAUUUUACUUUAACCAUGCGUAAAAAUUUCGUCGGUCAAGGAGCAAACUGAACCAAAAAGAUUGUAGGUUUAAGACCCAAGUUGUUGUACUACUGUUGAGUCGGCUCCAAAUAGCUACAAGCUUUACGCCAAAUUGUCGAUCGAAAAGGAAUUUUUAUAUGAAUUCAUCAAAAUUCUUAAUAUGUGACUAGUCAGUCUGAAAAUGAAUUGGAAUAGUAUGAAAUGUACGGUCGACAUCAAAGUCCAUAUAGAGCUUAAAGGCAGGUAAACGGCAAGUACUCGCCUUUACCGUUACACGACUAACUAAACUACCGUGAUAUGGUUAAACUACCGUGAGUGAUAUCCAUUAUAAAUAUAGUUAUAUUUAUUAUUGAUAUUAUAGUCUAUUUAUACCUAAAGCUUGACAAAAAAAACUAAGCUACUCAUCUUGCUGAUAAAAAAUGAAAUUCUUUUAAUUCUAUCGACUAGCUUUAAAAAUAACAAACUUAAAUAAUAUUUAGUAAAAAGUUCAAAAGCUGAAAGAACGUCUCCUACUAAGUCUACUAACCAAUUAAUGUAUCUAACCAUUGCCUUGGGUUGUACUGGCUAUUCUCUUAUAUACCUAUGUAUAUUAUAUCUUGUAAAUGUUGCCAUAUCUGUUUAAAUAGUUGGCCACAUCUAUAAAAUCAAGGUGUAAAAUUUUAUUGUCAAAGAAUGUUUAUUAGGAAACGACACAAAUCAACGUCAGCCGUGUCGAGCCCUCCUCCCUUGUAAUAAAGUCCAAAUCAGUUUAUUAA
Messenger RNA from Maniola jurtina (meadow brown), 2557 nucleotides. It is a transcript of the gene eIF4EHP, whose product is annotated as eukaryotic translation initiation factor 4E type 2. Lineage: Eukaryota; Metazoa; Arthropoda; Insecta; Lepidoptera; Nymphalidae. Gene Ontology annotation, cellular component: eukaryotic translation initiation factor 4F complex; cytoplasm. Gene Ontology annotation, molecular function: translation initiation factor activity; RNA 7-methylguanosine cap binding. The record is from RefSeq and is a predicted model, not a curated record. The transcript has 4 exons. Bases 249 to 1100 code for a protein of 283 amino acids. Gene Ontology annotation, biological process: translational initiation.